AGGGGACGGUAUCAUAUUGGUGCUCUCCCCGAGAGGUGAGUCAGGGCCACGUGUUGGCUGGGUGGAUUUUCUUUCAGAUUGGAACUUGGAGAGCUGUCCUGCUACCAUGGCGAUGGGCCAAAUUGACACGCAGCCCCAGAGAUGUGCAUCAUCGCCACAAGAGAAAUCUGCAGUGCCCGGCACCCAGCCACGUCUCACCUGCACACCCACCUGCCCUCGAUGCGGUCCGACGCUCCCUGAUGACCUCGCUGGAUCCGGAAGCUCGAGUCAAGUACGCAGGACGGUGGACUCCAAACCACACGCUGCUACACCUUCAGACUCGUGCGCUCACCUGCUACUGGCCUGCCUCUCUUGCCAAUGCUCGGCGCUGCUGCUGGCCCCGCUGGAGGCCUGCGCGUCCGGCCUGCUCCGUCUUUGCGCCUGUUGCUGCGGUGCCUGCGCCUGCUGCUGCCAAGCGUUGCGCCCGACGCCGGCGGAGGAGCUCAACUGCCACUCGGUCCUCUUCCGGGAGCCGACAGAGUGCCUGGAGUUUUGUUUGGAGUGCUGCCUGAUUUGCCACCGCAGCUGAGAACUGAUAAUUAUUUCCUGUGAGCUUUUGUGGAGGGAAAAUAGAAAGAAAAAACAGCAAGUAGCUUUUCAAGUAUUAAAAUAAAUGUGCCAAGGCCAUUUAUCUGUCUCCUUGGACAGCCAACAUGGGACUCAUCAACUCAUUUUUAUUUAUUUAUUUCAAAACGACAUUUAUUUAGGAAUAAAAGAAUCCUUUUUACGCAUUAAGUGGCAUUUAAUGACUGACCGGGAUUUGAGGGACGCUCCUUGUUUGUUAUCGGAGAGCAAAGUGUCUUGUUAUCUUAUCGCGGCGUUGACUUGUGCGUGAGGAGGCGAGGAGCAGGGCGACGUCGAGCCUGUCAUCUCUCCCUUGAAUCUCUUCACGCAUUUAUCUUAGAGGAAAAAAAAAGAAGCUUUAAGUCUGCCUAGAUCUUCACGACGGAUGGCGGAUUCUUUAAAAGGACGUCAAGCGGGAUGACAGCACAGAGUAAACAGCCCAAAAUAAAACUGUGAGCAAAAAAAAAAAAGAAGACAACAUUGUCAAUCUGUCUGGAGGGCUAGCC
This is a messenger RNA of Syngnathus typhle (broad-nosed pipefish), 1109 nucleotides long. RefSeq names its product myoD family inhibitor domain-containing protein-like. The coding region runs from base 107 to 568 and encodes 153 amino acids. The transcript is spliced from 3 exons. The record is from RefSeq and is a predicted model, not a curated record. NCBI's taxonomy places the organism in Eukaryota, Metazoa, Chordata, Actinopteri, Syngnathiformes, Syngnathidae.